This is a messenger RNA of Diversispora eburnea, 1608 nucleotides long. NCBI's taxonomy places the organism in Eukaryota, Fungi, Glomeromycota, Glomeromycetes, Diversisporales, Diversisporaceae. The record is from the annotation of a GenBank genome assembly.
AUGGAUCUCUUAGCUACAGAGUAUGGAUCAUCGACUGAUGAAGAAUCAGUUUCCCCAAAGCGUUUUGAAGAUGGAUUGCCAACUGCGAAACGUCUUAAAGUAGAUCUCGCACCAGAAGUUAGUUUAGAGGAUCCAAAACUUUCGACCUCGAUUUAUACAAAACCUGGCGAUACACAAAUUCACAUAAAUAUUCCAUAUGAUGAUUUGAAUCGACAAGCAGCAGGACCUAUUAAUCCAUUUGAUACCAGAACUAUUAAAAAAAAUGUUAUCACGGGUCACGUAGAAGAACAAGUUUUUUCAGAACAAGAUUUUAAAACACAACAACGUACAUUUGCAUCAUUUGGAUAUGCGGCGGAUCCGUCAUUAUUAACUAAAGCUAGUGGAAUACCAGGAAUUGGAUAUGUGGGAAAUAUAGAGAAAGCUAUAGAAAUGAAUGGAGCAACAAUUUAUGAUUCAACACCUAAACCAACAAAUAUGCCUCCAAGAAAAUCUAAAGGAGAUUCAGGUAUAUUAGAAGGAGAAAAUGCAUAUCAAGGACCUUGGGCAGGAUAUGAAGGCGAAAGCAUUGGAAUUGCUGAUAUGAUUCGUAAAAAAUCUGAUGCGGAAGCUACAUCUAAAAAACAAAUUGAUGCUGGACAAGAAAAGACAAUAUUUCAUGAUGUAAAUUUAUUGGGAGAACCUGGAACACAAGAAUGUUUCAUUCCUAAACGUUGCAUACAUACUUGGGCUGGUCAUACUAAAGGUGUAUCCGCAAUAAGAUUUUUCCCUCAGUCAGCACAUUUAUUGUUAUCUGCUAGUAUGGAUUCUAAAGUUAAGAUUUGGGAUGUUUAUCAUGAUCGAAGAUGUUUAAGAACUUAUAUGGGACAUAAUAAAGCCGUGAGGGAUAUAACAUUUAAUAAUGAUGGAAGACGAUUUUUGACUGCUAGUUAUGAUAAAUAUAUCAAAUUGUGGGAUACUGAAACUGGUCAAUGCAUUAAUUCAUUUACUACUGGAAAAAUUGCUUACGUAGUCAAAUUUAAUCCUGACGAAGAUAAACAAAAUAUAUUUUUGGCUGGUUGUUCUGAUAAAAAAAUUGUACAGUUUGACAUAAAUACUGGCGAGGUAACUCAAGAAUAUGAUCAACAUCUGGGAGCAGUAAAUACUAUCACAUUUGUAGAUGAGAAUAGAAGAUUUGUUACAACUUCUGAUGAUAAAACACUUAGAGCAUGGGAAUUUGAUAUACCUGUAGUAAUUAAAUAUAUUGCAGAACCACACAUGCACAGUAUGCCUUCUGUUACAUUGCAUCCAAACAAAAAAUGGUUAGCUUGUCAAUCAUUGGAUAACCAAGUUGUAGUUUACGGAGCUAAAGAUAGAUUUCGUAUUCACCGUAAGAAACGAUUUACUGGACAUUUAGUUGCUGGAUAUGCUUGUCAAGUUAAUUUUUCUCCUGAUGGUAGAUUUAUAAUGUCAGGAGAUUCUGAAGGGAAUAUGUUGUUUUGGGAUUGGAAGUCUUGUAGAAUGCUAAAAAAAUUCAAAGCACAUGAUAAUGUUGUGAUCGGAUGUGAAUGGCAUCCUCAUGAAACUUCAAAGGUUGCUACUUGUAGUUGGGAUGGAUUAAUUAAAUUAUGG